CAAAAUAAUAUCACGUGACAGAAAAUGGGCAGUCCUCCGACGGUGCUGAAAAAAAGCCAUUUUCUGGCGCUGCUGCAAACUGCGUCCAAGUGUAAGAAGAAGGUACGAGCGAAAAGGGAAGCGUCGAUGUCAAAUCAGAUCCAUCCUGAUGGACAAAAUGCAGCCCGAUGGGAUUAAAAUCACAGAUCUGAAUCUGCAUCUGACUUGUCCGCUGUGCGCUGGUUACUUAGUUGAUGCUACCACCAUAGUAGAAUGCCUCCAUUCCUUUUGUAAAACAUGCAUCGUCGCCUUCUUGGAGACAAACAAGUUCUGCCCUCGAUGUGACGUUCAGGUUCACAAGACGUGUCCACAGCUCAGCAUCAGAGCGGACAAAACUCUCCAAGACAUAGUUUAUAAGCUUGUUCCGGGGUUAUUCAAAGACGAGAUGAAGCGGAGACGAGAUUUCUACUCGGAGAGUCGUGUGCUGGAGCCAGGCGAAGUGGUGGAGACGUUCAACAUCGCAGAGGACGAAAUCAUCAGUCUGUCCAUACAGUUCUACGAGAGGAACAAAACGAAUGAGAGGCAGCGUGCAGAGGUUGAGGGGGACAAGUCCAACGGUAAACGCUUCCUGCAGUGCCCGGCAGCCAUGUCAGUCAUGCACUUAGCCAAGUUCCUCAGAAGUAAGAUGGACAUACCCAGCAACUACAGGGUAGAAGUGCUGUAUGGAGAUGAGCCUCUCAAAGACUACUACACACUAAUGGAUAUUGCCUACUUCUAUGAGUGGAGACGGACCGGCCCCAUCCCGCUACAGUACUUGGUGAAGCCCACAAGGAAGCGCAGGAGGCCAGCCCAGUCAGCGGCCCAGGGCCACUCCGACGGCGUCAACACCAGCCCGACCUCAGAGAGCGACUCCCAGAGCGACAAAGUCCACAGUCCCUCUUCGGCGCAGCCGCCACGGGCCUCCUCGCAGUCCAGCCCCGCGCCUCACAACCUCUCUCCUGCCAUCCAGAACUCCAACGGUACCACUGUGCCCAGCAACACUCAGCGACACGCCCUCUCCUCCAAACAGGGCGUGUCCUCCGCCCGGAAGCUGACUGUCAAUGGCACAAGCUCGGCGGCCAGCAAGGAGGACGCCAGGGGUGGAGACAAAAGCGGUUUGCCUCCUCCGACCUAAUGUCUGCAUGACAGGAGGGAGGACAGUGUUUGGAUUUGUGCAGAGCAAAAACACUGGAACCUUCUGCCUUUGGGACUUAAGAGGCAGUUUUCACCGUGACAGACUGAAGUGCAGCCAAAUAGAAACUGUGUGUGUGUGUGUGUGUGUGUGUGUGUGCGCGUGCGUGCGUGCCUCAUGUGUGUUAGACUAGAACAGUGCACACAUACAGACUGUACAGUAUGUAUCAAAUGUGACCAUGUGUGCAUACAUAUGUAUAAACUUAUCUUUUAUACAAGACAUUGUAAUCAUUUUGUAUUGUAUAUGCAGUGGUUCGUUCCAUUUCUACUUUUCAUUUGGCUUCUGUAAAAUGGGACAAAAUGCUGUGAAGCAUUGCAGUGCGAGUCAAUGCACGAUUGAAAUAUGAAGAACGAAGGAUCUACUGCUGUACGUGUCCAGGAAAAGCAAUCAUCAGGCACCACUCUCAUGACUGAACUGUUGAUGCACUUUCCACAGUCCCAACCAACAAGUAUUUGUCACUUUUCUAAGCACUACCACGCCCGCUCGCUGGACACCUUCUCUCACGUCCGUCACGAGAACUCCAAAGGGAUUUUCAAUACUUGGCCAUGUUCUUUUAUCAAAUUCAACAUUCCUUUUGUUUGGUCUGUUCCAACAAAAACAAAAUGCUUUGAUCAGCCAUAUGUGCAUGUUUUAGGUCAAUAAAACGUUUACUUAAUAGGUA
Molecule: messenger RNA, 1871 nt
Organism: Doryrhamphus excisus (bluestripe pipefish)
Lineage: Eukaryota; Metazoa; Chordata; Actinopteri; Syngnathiformes; Syngnathidae
Product: polycomb group RING finger protein 2-like
Biological process (GO): negative regulation of transcription by RNA polymerase II
Cellular component (GO): PRC1 complex
Molecular function (GO): metal ion binding; promoter-specific chromatin binding
Source: RefSeq, a predicted model, not a curated record